Molecule: messenger RNA, 231 nt
Organism: Morchella importuna
Lineage: Eukaryota; Fungi; Ascomycota; Pezizomycetes; Pezizales; Morchellaceae
Exons: 3
Coding region: 1-231 (76 amino acids)
Source: RefSeq, a predicted model, not a curated record
AUGCAGCAGGAGGAGGAGGAGGAGGAGGAGGAUGGAGGAGGAGGAUGGAGGAGGAGGAGAAAGAAGGAAGGAGCGGAGAUCUGGAAAUUCUCAUCUACCCCCAACAAAAAAAAGAUAGCUUCCGGCCCGUCUACUGUAUCUCGCAACCACAACCGCAACCCGCAACCGCAACCCGCAACCGCAGCGCCCCCCCCUUCCCUUCCCUUCAUUCCUUGUUUUGGUUUUGGCUGA